Molecule: messenger RNA, 1449 nt
Organism: Mesorhabditis spiculigera
Lineage: Eukaryota; Metazoa; Nematoda; Chromadorea; Rhabditida; Rhabditidae
Source: the annotation of a GenBank genome assembly
AUGGGCUUUAACGAGCUGAACGAGGAGUCGCCCAACCAUCACGACGUCGCCGUGCUGCUCACCCGGAAGGAUAUUUGCAGGGCCGCCGGCAAGUGCGACACUCUCGGGCUGGCCGAACUGGGCACCAUGUGCAACUUCAACAAGAGCUGCUCGAUCAUCGAAGACAAUGGGCUGUCCGCCGCGUUCACCAUCGCCCACGAGUUGGCCCAUCUCUUCAACAUGCCGCACGACGACGAGCCAAAGUGCCGGCAGUGGAUGGAGGUGACCAAGGAGAAUUUUCACAUUAUGGCCCCGACGCUCGAGUUCAACACCCAUCCCUGGAGCUGGUCAGCCUGUUCGGCGGCGAUGCUCGAGCGGUUUUUGGAACAACGAGAUCGUACGCAAUGCCUCUUUGACCAACCUACGCAGCGUCGAUUCUACGAUGACCUCUUCGAAGUGCAGCCCGCUGGCAUCAAGUACAGCGCCGACCGGCAGUGCGAAUUCGUUUUUGGGCGUGACUCGAAGCUUUGCCCGUACAUGCCCUCCUGCCGUCGAUUGUGGUGUCAGCUGCCGCAAGCUACGCAAGACGUUGGCAUCCACGGCGUCCCCCAGAACACCACGUGGAUCCCCAAGUACCAAGUGGCGCCGAACGAGCGGUGCAAGCUGUAUUGUCGAAUUGAGACCGUCUCCGCUUACUAUCUGCUCAAACCAAAAGUGGUUGACGGAACGCCUUGUGAUCAAAACGGCGACGAUCUGUGCGUUGAUGGGGCUUGCCGGAAAGCUGGCUGUGACCAUGUGCUCGGCUCGAAUGUGGAGAAAGACCGGUGCGGGAUUUGCGGUGGUGACGGAUCGAGCUGCCGCCACGUCAAGGGCAGCUACAACGAGCGCGGGUCGUUUGGUUACAAUGAGGUUCUCAAAAUCCCCGCCGGGUCCGCCAACAUCGAAAUCACGCAGACGGCCUGGCGCGGAAAUAAGGAGGACGAUAACAACUAUCUAUCCCUGCGCACCUCCAACGGUGACUUCCUGCUGAACGGAAAGUACCAAGUGGUCGUCUACAACGUACUCCUCCAGCUGCAAGACGUCAUCCUCGAAUACUCGGGCAGCGACAACCUCAUCGAGCGCAUUAAUGGCACCGGGCCGACCAGGUCCGACAUUUUUGUGAACGUCCUAACUGUGGGAAAUCUCACCCCGCCCGACAUCCGCUACGAGUACAUGGCCUCUACAGCACCAGCAUCCGUUGCCCAACCACCAUCGUAUCUCGAUCUGCGGACCGGACACGUGUUCUGGAGGCUGGCCGACGAUUGGACAGUCUGCACCCGGAGUUGCAAAGGAGAACAAGUGCACGCCUACGUCUGCAUCGACGGACGCUCUAAUCGACCCACCAGCGAGCGGAAUUGCAUGGCCAUACGGGCACCGCCAACGGCUCGAAGACGCUCUUGCAAUGAUCAUUGCACUAACAGGUACCAACAA